Aspergillus aculeatinus CBS 121060 is the source of this 1625-nucleotide messenger RNA. Its product is annotated as proteasome regulatory particle base subunit RPT5. Gene Ontology annotation, biological process: proteasome-mediated ubiquitin-dependent protein catabolic process. Gene Ontology annotation, cellular component: proteasome regulatory particle, base subcomplex. The record is from RefSeq and is a predicted model, not a curated record. The transcript has 3 exons. Lineage: Eukaryota; Fungi; Ascomycota; Eurotiomycetes; Eurotiales; Aspergillaceae. The coding region runs from base 121 to 1515 and encodes 464 amino acids. Gene Ontology annotation, molecular function: proteasome-activating activity; ATP binding; ATP hydrolysis activity.
CUCAGUUCCCCAUCUCUCCCAUUCUCACUCUCCCUUUGCCUGCUUUCUCCCCAUAUACCUACCGAGUUGGCCUAAACAUAAUUUAUUCUGUCAUUGUAAUUCCCAUCUAAUCCUGCCACCAUGUCUACCUUGGAAGACCUUGACGACCUCGAGCGUGAAGAGAGAGAGAAGAAGAAGGACCAGGGCGAUGGCAACGACCGAAAGCCCGAAGGCGACGGAGAUGCUGAUAUGAACGAUGCUGAUGUCAAGAAGAAAGAGGAGGAGGAUGAACUUCUCGAUGAUGAGAUUCUCUCUUCCAGCACAGCGGAUAUCGUCAAGAGGCGGCGAAUGCUGGAGAACGAACUGCGUAUAAUGAAGAGCGAAUACCAGCGGUUGACACAUGAGCAGAACACGAUGAGGGAGAAGGUCAAAGACAACCAAGAGAAGAUCGAGAACAACCGGCAACUACCCUACCUUGUCGGAAACGUUGUUGAGCUCUUAGAUCUUGAUGUCGAAGCUGAAGCCGCCGAGGAAGGAGCUAAUAUUGAUCUCGAUGCUACCCGUGUCGGCAAGUCCGCUGUCAUUAAGACCUCUACCCGUCAAACCAUCUAUCUGCCGUUGAUCGGUCUUGUGGAUCACGAGAAGCUCAAGCCCGGCGAUCUCAUCGGUGUUAACAAAGACUCAUACCUUGUCUUGGACACACUACCAGCUGAGUAUGACAACCGGGUCAAGGCCAUGGAGGUUGACGAGAAGCCGACGGAGAAGUACACGGACAUUGGUGGUUUGGACAAGCAGAUUGAGGAGAUUGUCGAGGCUAUCGUUUGGCCAAUGAAGGAAGCCGAUCGGUUCAAGAAGCUUGGCAUCAAGGCACCGAAGGGUGCUCUGAUGUACGGACCCCCCGGUACCGGUAAAACCCUUCUUGCCCGAGCCUGCGCCGCCGAGACGAAUGCCACAUUCUUGAAGCUUGCCGGUCCUCAGCUGGUACAGAUGUUCAUCGGUGACGGUGCUAAGCUUGUUCGCGACUGCUUCGCCCUUGCUAAGGAGAAGGCCCCCUCGAUCAUUUUCAUUGACGAGCUGGAUGCCGUUGGUACCAAGCGUUUCGACUCCGAGAAGUCCGGCGACCGUGAAGUGCAACGAACCAUGUUGGAGCUUCUCAACCAGCUCGACGGUUUUGCCUCCGAUGAUCGUAUCAAGGUCCUCGCGGCCACGAACCGCAUUGAUGUGCUGGAUCCGGCCUUGCUCCGUUCCGGUCGCCUGGACCGCAAGAUCGAGUUCCCCCUGCCUAACGAGGAAGCUCGCGCCAACAUUCUACAGAUCCAUUCCCGCAAAAUGGCCGUGGAUGAUGGGGUCAACUGGGCGGAACUGGCUCGCAGUACCGAUGAAUUCGGAGGUGCGCAGUUGAAGGCUGUAUGUGUGGAAGCUGGUAUGAUUGCUCUUCGUAAGGGCAUGAGUAAGGUGGGACACGAGAACUAUGUCGAUGCCAUCUCGGAAGUACAGGCGAAGAAGAAGGACACCAACAUGGGCAUCUAUGUUUAAGAAUAUCUUAUCUUUUUGCGUCACGAUAAAUUCCACGAUGUUUCUUCACCUCUUGUAAUCUGCCCCAGUAAUUACUACGUGAUGGUCUCCUUUUCAUCAAAGCAGGGCGC